Messenger RNA from Conger conger (European conger), 4387 nucleotides. It is a transcript of the gene abcb7, whose product is annotated as ATP-binding cassette, sub-family B (MDR/TAP), member 7. The coding region runs from base 13 to 2259 and encodes 748 amino acids. The transcript is spliced from 16 exons. Gene Ontology annotation, biological process: intracellular iron ion homeostasis; transmembrane transport. Gene Ontology annotation, cellular component: mitochondrial inner membrane. Lineage: Eukaryota; Metazoa; Chordata; Actinopteri; Anguilliformes; Congridae. Gene Ontology annotation, molecular function: ATP binding; ATP hydrolysis activity; ABC-type transporter activity. The record is from RefSeq and is a predicted model, not a curated record.
UUUUGAUUCAACAUGGCGCCGCUGUUAGUUCCCCUGCAAUGUGGAUUUUACUUUCAGAGACGAAAACUUGCACUUUUAUUUCAACAGACAAGCUCAUAUCACAUAUUCAGACAUUAUGAUGAUAGGAGAAGCCGAACUCAUCACAGACAAAACAAGACAUUCCAGGUGUUUAACCCCGGUGUGAGGACCGCAUCAUGGACAAGCAGCAGAGGCGAUCAUUGCAGACAGAUACUGGAAUCUGCCAAAAGUACACGGUUAUGGCAGGUGUCGGGCACCCGAACAUGUUGGCACGGCAGUGCUGGAGGGCGUCUAAAUGCGGAUCCCAAGAAUGUGCUGAAAGAAGUGGAUUCCAGGAAAAUCCUGUCGGCGAUGCUGUCAUACGUGUGGCCCAAAGACCGGCCGGACCUGCGGGCCCGUGUCGCCAUCUCCCUGGGGCUGCUGGCUGGAGCAAAGAUGACGAAUGUCACGGUGCCUUUCAUGUUUAAGUAUGCGGUGGACGGCCUCAACCAGAUGUCCGGAAACGUGUUGAACCUCAGCGACGCGCCAAACACCGUUGCGACCAUGGCAACGGCCGUCCUGAUUGGCUACGGCGUGUCGAGGGCUGGCUCUGCUCUCUUCAAUGAGAUGAGGAACGCGGUCUUUGGGAAGGUGGCCCAGAGCUCCAUCAGGAGGAUCGCCAAGAACGUCUUCCUCCACCUGCACAACCUGGACCUGGGCUUCCACCUGAGCCGCCAGACAGGGGCGCUGUCCAAGGCCAUCGACAGAGGGACCCGGGGCAUCAGCUUCAUACUCAGCGCUCUGGUCUUCAACCUGGGGCCCACGAUGUUCGAGAUGGUCCUAGUCAGCGGGAUUCUGUAUUAUAAGUGCGGAGGCCAGUUUGCUGCAGUCGCUGUGGGGACCCUAUCAGCAUACGCAGUGUUCACUAUAGCAGUCACACAGUGGAGAACACGUUUCAGGAUAGAGAUGAACAAAGCGGACAACGACGCAGGAAACGCAGCGAUAGACUCCCUGCUCAAUUACGAGACGGUGAAGUAUUUCAACAACGAGAAGUACGAGGCAGAGAGGUACGAUGGGUACCUUAAGAUCUACGAGUCGUCCUCCCUGAAGACCACCUCAACGUUGGCCUUGCUGAACUUCGGUCAGAGCGCCAUCUUCAGCAUAGGCCUGACCUCCAUCAUGGUGCUGGCCAGCCAGGGCAUCAUGGCUGGCACAAUGACGGUGGGGGACCUGGUGAUGGUGAAUGGGCUCCUUUUCCAGCUCUCCCUCCCUCUCAACUUCCUGGGCACCGUGUACAGAGAGACCAGGCAGGCCCUCAUUGACAUGAAUACCCUCUUCACCCUGCUCAGCGUUGACACCAAGAUCAAGGAGAAAGAGUUGGCCCGGCCCCUCUUGGUCGCGCCACAGGAAGCCACCAUCAGGUUUGAGGAUGUGUACUUUGAGUACCUGGAGGGACAGAAGGUUCUCAACGGGCUGUCCUUCGAGGUGCCUGCCGGCAAGAAGGUGGCCAUUGUCGGUGGCAGUGGAUCCGGCAAGAGCACCAUUGUGAGGUUGUUGUACCGCUUUUACGAGCCACAGAAGGGGAACAUCUACAUCGCUGGCCAGAACAUUCGGGACGUAGGCCUGGACAGCUUAAGGAGAGCAGUGGGUGUCGUACCGCAGGAUGCGGUGCUGUUCCACAACACCAUCUUCUACAACCUGCAGUACGGGAACAUCCAGGCCACGCCCGAGCAGGUGCACAACACGGCCCGGCUGGCGGGCAUUCACGAUGCCAUUCUCAGAAUGCCUCAUGGGUACGAGACCCAGGUGGGAGAGAGGGGCCUCAAGUUGUCAGGGGGAGAGAAGCAGCGCGUAGCCAUCGCCCGGGCCAUCCUGAAGAACCCUUCCAUCCUGCUGUACGAUGAGGCCACAUCCUCCCUGGACUCCAUUACGGAGGAGCAUAUUCUUACCGCCAUGAAAGAGAUGGUGAAAGACAGGACAUCAAUCUUCAUUGCCCACAGACUGUCCACUGUUGUGGAUGCCGAUGAGAUUAUUGUGUUGAAUGAGGGGAAGGUAGCGGAGCGAGGCAGCCACAGCGACCUCCUGGCCCUGCCCAGCAGCCUCUACGCGGACCUCUGGAACACGCAGAACAGCAAGAUCCUCAACCGCAAGUCCCCGGCGGAGGCGGGCCCGGAGCGGCUCUCCCAGAAGGAGGAGGAGCGGAAGAAGCUCCAGGAGGAGAUCCUGAACAGCGUGAAGGGCUGCGGGAACUGCUCCUGCUGAGCCCUGCCGCCGGGCCGCGGGUGGACCGGACCUCCGUGCUGACCUCACCGACCUGCUCCUCAGACCCGCUGGGCUCCUCCUGUGCUAACAUGGUCCCGCCCCUCAUUCCAGCUGGACCACCCCACGUCUCACACUCUCACCACUUCUACUAACGACCCGCCCAUUUCCUCCCCUCCUCUCGGCUACGCCCCCUUAGGAGGGGCAAUCGCCCGUCAUAAAGGUCGAGGCUGAAGUGUUUUGUAGCUGUUGAAUGAUCUCCAUGUUGGGGUAAAGCGGGUAAAUGGGGAUUAUUCUGUGCAUGGUUUGGCAGAAUCAAGCUGAAACCUUGCGAGUGCACUGUCUCCUGGUGUGAGGGGAGAGGCUGGUUUUAUUUGUUCAAAAAUAAUGAAGGGUUUUAGUUUUCCAUUUACCCCCAUGUCCCCUACAGUCUACAGAACAAUGUUUCUGGUGGUGAGGGGUGGGAAUAAAAUAACAUGCCUUCAUAUAGACAUUUCGAAAGUUGAUUCAACUUAUUUUUAAAUUAUAUUUUUUCCAUGUAAUUUGGAAAUCUUUACAGUAGGUGGCUGUUUUUAUUAUGGAUGUGUACAUAGCAAUGUAAUAAGACUAUUUGGUUCUUGAUGAAAAUGUUCAAGCAUUGUGUCUAAUUAUAAUUGUUUGUGCAAAUUUGCAUUUGAUAAGACAAUUAAUUAUGUCUGACUUUUAUUAAGAAGGUCGCACGGUCUGUUUCUCCAAAGAAUUCCAAACACUUUACCUUGCUGUGCUUUUUGUAUAGUCUAGUUUUUAAAAUGAUAAAAUGCUUCAUAAAGGAUGAAUUCCCUAUGGAUCAUUCUGUAUCAGGAAGCUCCAGGACAAAUGACAAGUGCCAAGAAGGGGGGGGGGGUUGUUUUGUAAGUGGAGUUGCAGUAUAGAUUUUCUUGAUGUUCUAAACCUUUAAAAAAUAAACAUAACUACGUUUGUAAUAAAAUAGUUAAGCGAUGAAACGUACUGGGACAACACAGCCAGAAUACAAGCCGUUCCCUCGUCCAUUGCCUUUAGAAAUGUAGGAACAAUUUGACGGCAGAGUGAUUGUACUUUGAAAAAACAAGAAGGAAAAGAAAGCUGGACAUACCAAAAAGACAGCAGUAAGGUACAGAGUAUUGUAGUUCUGAAGGGUAGUACUAUGUGACCCGUUUUUUUGCAGUGAGAUAUGUACUCAGGCCUCUGGUGAAGAUCUAUUGAUUCUUGUUCUUACAGAUUGCACAUUAAGUCCACCUGUCUGAAAGCAGCCCUACGCAUGCACUGAGCACAUGUUUGUUCUCCAUAACACCUUUGUCAAGAAAUUGUGCUGCCAGAAACCUUAGUUACAAGUGAGCUGAUUAUUGUCAGCUGAUUGUAGUGUGGGGCUGCCCUGCGACAGGAUUAUGAUGUAUGCAUCUACACUCAGUGAGCACUUUAUUAGGUAUUUAUUUGGCUUAUUGGUCUUCUACUGCUGUAGCCUAUCCACUUAGAGGUUUGUCACGUUGUGUGUUCAGAGAUGCUCUUCUGCAUACCACUGUUGUAAUGCGUGGUUAUUUGCAUUACUGUCACCUUCCUGUCUUCGACUAGUCCGGCCAUUCUCCUCUGACCUCUCAUUACCAACGUGUUUCUGUCCGCAGAACUGCUGCUCACUGGAUGCUUUUCGCAGCAUUCUCUGCAAACUCUAGAGACUGUUGUGCAAAUCCCAGAAGAUCAACUGGUUCUUUGAUCCUCAAACCACCCUGUCUGGUACCAACAAUCAUUCCAUGGUCAUUCUGACAUUCUGGUCUCAAAAACAGCUGAACUUCUUGACCACGUCGGCACGCUUUUAUGCAUUUAGUUGCUGCCGCAAAAUUGGCGGAUUAAAUAUUUACAUUAACAAGCUGGUGUACAUGUUUACCUAAUAAAGUGAUCACUGAGUGUAUAAUCACACUGGGGCAAGAAUGGCGGUGUUUCUGCCAAAGGAAGAAAAGCUGUUGAACGUGUUGGUCUCAGACUCACCUCAUCCUAACUGCAGUAUGUGAAUGCCUUUUGUCAUCGGGCAUUGUGCGUUUGGAGAGGGCUGGAAUGCCUGUCCUCUCUCAGGCUGUCAUGCUGUGUCUGGCAGGGGGGAUUAAAGUAUGUUGGACUCUCA